GGGGCGGAGUCCGGAGCGUUCAAAACACAGCUUGCCCUCAAUCCUCAUCCGAUUUUUUGCUUCCUGCCUUUUUUGCGCUUAUUUGUACCACCGCCGCAGUUAUUUGGAAUAAGUCGCGCUUUUUUACCUUUUGUUUUAUUUGUUCUUUGCGUAUAAUGCGGCUGCUUUCCGUAUAUUCGCUCCAAAACACGUUUCUUUCCGAGAGUAUUCUCUAACAGCAUCCGACUGUUGUUUGUUUCCUUGUUGCUUUCGGUGAAUAUGGACUAAUUGAAAAACCGUAUAAAUGCUCCUUCCGUCGAAGGGAUAUCCUGCGUUUGUAAUCGAAGAGGUGUGUGUGCCCUGGCUGCAGCCUGGCUUGUGCUGUGGUGGCGAUGAAGAACCCAGGAGCUGUGGAGAGCCGCCGGCUGGUCGGCCUGCUGGAGGCCGCUCUGGUGAGGGAGGCUCGCCUCUGGAAGGUACCUGUCUUCAAGAAUGAAUGCAUCCAGGGCGCUGGCAUUUCUCCAUCCCAACACCAAGAAAUGAUCCUUUGGCUCGGAGAGAUGAACAGGCUGUUCCAGUUCUGUCCAGAGACCUUUGCAUUGGGAGUCUGUGUUUUCAACCGACUGCUGUCCACCGUCAAGGCCCAAUCAAAAUACCUGAAAUGCAUCGCUUUUACCUCAUUAGUCCUGGCUGCCAAAAUCAAUGAGGAAGAUGAGGUAAUAGGCUGCGUUAAAGACCUGGUUGUGCAGAGCGGAUGCAGCUUUUCAACAGCGGAGAUUCUUCGCAUGGAGAGGAUCAUUCUAGACAAGCUGCACUGGGACUUGUACACUGCUACACCAGUCGACUUCAUUCACAUAGUAAGUCAGAAUUUAGCAGAUAGGCAGGCAAACAGUUGCAAACUGUUUUCUUUUAACUGGACCUGAACUGUCAGAGCAUCUCAUAGUGAGCUGGCUGGACUUUGAAAUGCUUUGUGAAUUCAGGUCCUGGUCUUUGCCUAAAAACACAGUACAAAAGCAGACAUUAAACCAUCAUGCUUGCAUCACGUUUGCUUCAAGAUGGUGUUUACAAACCCUCAUACCCCCCUACCCACACAGUAAAGAAUUGGUCCUGGUAGAGAUUGUGCCUUUAUUUUGACUCAUUGUGCCCAUUAUAUUAUAAACUCCAUUCAGUCCUGGUUGGAGUGUGUCCUUCCCUCUUUAUUUUUUUAAAAUAAUUACUGCAGCCAAGAAGCGUAAAAUAAAAUCAUGCCUCUCUAAUAUAAAUCAUAAAAUGAGAGUCUGAUUAGCAGAUAUGUUAGAUUUACAUUUUGUUUUCCAAUAAAUCAGAAUAAGUUGACUAAAAUAUAAUUGAAUAUUGGUUAAUAUAAUAAUAAUAUUUAUAAUAAUAUAAUGCUGCCUGACCUCAGCUAUGAUAAAACAGUCUGCUAAACCUGAAAAGGCAUUUUAUUUUAUUUUCAGGUCUCACACUUUUCUAGUGUCACAUCAUUGUUUAAUUGCUAAGUAAAGGUCUAUUUCCACUCUAAAGAUUUGCAUUGUCUGCUCUCUGCAGCUUCAGUGCAAAAGUGACAAUAUUGGACUUGAAAAUCACAUAUUCGACAAACCCAAGUUACAGCUUAACCCAGGCCAGUUACCCAAUUUGCAUGUAAGUGGACAAAAAGCAACAAAGACGCAUUUCAGCAUUAGGUCUGAAUAGAGCUGUAUGAGAUUCCUCCAACCACGUAAGACUGCAUUUGCAAGCUGCCAGCAAAAUAACAGGCAUGUUGCAUAUCAGGCCAAGGCACUUCUGACUAACUCUUACCCCACAGCCAUACAGUGGAUACCCAAACCCUCCAGAAACAUAGACGAUUUGGGUCGUUGGCGUAUCUAUAACAUGCUGUGAAUUGUUAAGACUGUUUCUAAUGCCCAUGCUGUAUAACUCAUUUUAUGGCACAAUAUUGUUUCGUAGCUCAGGCCUGUUCACAGCAAUUUCAUUGUUUAACCCUUACAAAUCAUUGCCAAAAGCCUUGACCACUGACUGAACUGUCAACAAACACACACAUCAUUUAGGUCCCUUCAUGCUGUUGGGCCCGGGGCUGUAUUCAUAACGCUUUUAACGAGAACUCAUCCAUAAUGUAAUGAUUAAAGAUCAGUAACUAUGCCAAAAGUCAACAGUUUGAGCAGGUAUGGAUGGGCUUCACAUAGGGCUGAUAUGGGUGAAUCACAAUUGUGGCAAAUGUACGCAAAGUGAGUUUAUUGCAUUAAACAGCAAUUUAAUUAUUUUAAACUCAAGUCUUUACACAUGUAAAACAAAAUUUCAGUGACUACUUUUUAGUUUUUAGCCACUCUAGCAGCUUUAUGGAUCGCAAUGUUGGCCCACCACUUUGGUCCAACUCCAAUAUCUCAACAACUUUUGGAUUGAUUGCCAUGAAAUUUGCCACAGCUAUCCAUGUUUCUCAGACGAUGAGCCCCAAUGACUUUGGUGAUCCUUGACUUUGCCUCUAGCGUUACAGGCAGGUUCACAUUUCUGAUUUUUAAUAAAAGUAUCUCAACAACUGUAAAUUGGAUUGCCAUGAAAUUUGAUCAACACAUUCAUGUCAUCCUCAGGAUUAAUUGUAAUCACUUUGGUGACCCCUUGACUUUCCAUAUAAUAGGCCAUAAUAGCAUGGCUGUAGACUCUUAGUCUUGUUAACUACAGUUUGCUUGGAAUCAUUAAUUUGAACAGAAUUUUGCAACACAAUAUGGUUAUCACAUCAUGAUAAAAUUCCACUGAAAGUCAGGAAUGAUAAUAUUGAAUUAUUGUUCAGCUCAAGUUUCACAUUAUAUGAAAAAAUUAGACUUUAUGGAAGGUCGAAGGGAAGAUAUUCCACUUGUUUUCUUUGCUUUAAAGCAAAACAAACCGUAAUUUGGCUGAAAACUUCAUCUAACUGUGAAUGAGGAGGCAAAACAGGGCGUAGGCCAGCAGUUGGAUGCUUUAUGAAUACAGCCCGUAAUUCUCUUGACAGAAAUGGUUUACACUUUGUACUGAUCCACACUAUUCAAAGGAUUUCCACUGAGACAACUUCCUCAGUUUAAGAGAUACCACAAUUCCUGAUACACAUCUUUUCUUAAAUAAAUCUGACAGUGAUUCUUAGAAGAUAUUGAUUUACUUGCUCAAGAUCCCCAGUUGAUUUGUGAAGUCUUGUCGUGCAUUCUGGGAGUCCAUAAUCUCAUCCCGGACCAAAGGACAACCUACAUUCCCUCAAAAAAAUUAAGUGUUAAAUUUGUUUUGUGACAUUGAAAUUGGUGGAGGACUGAUACAUUUUCUUAAAGCCACAAACCAUAAACUCACCAAAAAGCAGCUUGGCACAUUUGGACUGAUUGAGUGUCUUCUGCAAGACUAAAAAUGGCACCUUCCCCUAUAACGGUUUGUGGAUCUGGCUGAUAUUGGUGUCAUAGGUUUACAUUGUGUGAAGUUAUUGUUGUGAAUCUAUUAUUGUCCUAGCACUUCACUUUAGGUAUUACAAAAAUCCAAACCUUUACAAAUAAAGAGACAUAAUGUAUUAAUAAAAACUAUAAUAAUAAAAUAAAGACAUUUUCUCUUUAUACUGUUCAAAUAAAUACUUUAACUGUACUGUAAGUAUCUCACAAUUACAUUCCACCUGCCCUGAAGAAAUUCCUCUGCGUUUGCUUUCCUAAAUAGUUAUUCUCCAUUGUCUAUAAAACAGCAAUCAAUAAAAUCUAUCAAUAAUUUGUCAUACUCUCCACCAUGACACUUUGAUAGGAAUAAAUAAGAGGGUUAACAGAUGCCUUGUCAUUACCUCUCAAUGAUUCAACAUCCAAGUAAAACUACUUUUGAAAGGCAGAAUCAGCUAUGUGAUGCUCAGACCUUUCACCAUCUGAGACCGUACCAGGACUGUCAAAUCUAAACACACCAUUGUCUUUGUUUGCUACGUUACGCUGAAUCCUCUACAUUUCCAAAAUGAAGUGAAGAAAGAGAACAUGAGGAGAAGAAAGGUUUUUAGGAAGAAAUUGAGAGCUUAACUGUUUCAGGGAUUACUUUUUGACUUUCGCACCACAUUGCUGAAUCUACCUCCCAGUAAAUUCCAAUUUCUUUAAAACACAUGGCUUAUUUUUGCUACAGAGUAAGAGACAAACUAAACACAACAUGAAUGAAAGACUAACAGACAUUAGAAGAAUGCAUUUCGAAAUCUAGUCUGAUUUUCUUCACCAGCCGCUUGUCAUGUGGUGGGAAAUGACUUUUUAGCGUUCUUCAUUUAAACCAAAGGAUAGAGCUAGCUAGCUAGCCUGAGCCCCUUGGUUUCAAUAAAGUGAGCUGUUAGCAGAUGUUUUCUUAUCACUAAAAGUCAAAGCUUCCUUUUUAACAUUGAGCCCCCACUCAGGUUGUGAUUUACAGUUCCUGCCUAUAAAUGGGAACACAGAAAAGCACUGCACGUACGAUACAAUACGAACAAGAUUACUAUGGUUCCUCAGGCAAACAGGUGGGUCUUCAUUAGUAAAACCUGAGAUUCUCUACCUGUUGCUCAAGUGUCCUCCUGCACAGCUUCAGGUAGUAGCUUUUAAUGCAGCAAUAAACACUUGAGAAGAGUAGAGAACCACAGACUGCAAAGUGCAGGGUCCCGGGUGGAUGAGAAUGAAGGUCAGGUCAAAGGGAUGAAUGAUGUGUCGACCUUUUUGUCAGAUUUGCAUGGUUGGGCGUUAAAUUCACUGGUAUAUUUGAUGUUGCUAUCAAUUAUGAAGUAGUAGAGGUAAGGGGUGAGUAAUGGAUGGAUGGACAACAAUGACAUCAUUAUGCUAACGUUUUGGUCUCAUUCCUCUUCGUUUCUCUGUUCAUCUCCGGUCCAGUUCCACGCCCUGCUCGUCGCCGG
This is a messenger RNA of Siniperca chuatsi (mandarin fish), 4822 nucleotides long. RefSeq names its product cyclin I family, member 2 (gene ccni2). Gene Ontology annotation, molecular function: cyclin-dependent protein serine/threonine kinase regulator activity. The transcript has 5 exons. Gene Ontology annotation, cellular component: nucleus; cyclin-dependent protein kinase holoenzyme complex; cytoplasm. The record is from RefSeq and is a predicted model, not a curated record. NCBI's taxonomy places the organism in Eukaryota, Metazoa, Chordata, Actinopteri, Centrarchiformes, Sinipercidae. Gene Ontology annotation, biological process: mitotic cell cycle phase transition; regulation of cyclin-dependent protein serine/threonine kinase activity. The coding region runs from base 372 to 902 and encodes 176 amino acids.